Asterias rubens (European starfish) is the source of this 1430-nucleotide messenger RNA. RefSeq names its product probable methyltransferase-like protein 15. Gene Ontology annotation, biological process: rRNA base methylation. Gene Ontology annotation, molecular function: rRNA (cytosine-N4-)-methyltransferase activity. The coding region runs from base 149 to 1327 and encodes 392 amino acids. The record is from RefSeq and is a predicted model, not a curated record. NCBI's taxonomy places the organism in Eukaryota, Metazoa, Echinodermata, Asteroidea, Forcipulatida, Asteriidae. The transcript is spliced from 6 exons.
CGCCCUCGAGAGAUCAUCACUCCCACAUGGCAUGCAUGCAUGCUGCACGGGGUUGAGAAAAGCCUCUUCUUCGAGUUUCAACCAAAUGUAAAAACUACAAGCAAAACAAAGUGAUAGCCUACAGGCUGCCGUGAAUUCUUCAUUGAAGAUGGGGAGAGUUUUCUUCCACCGUUGCCCUACUAGUAGUCUGCUGCCCUCUCUGUUGACACUUCACGGGAGGCCCCUCUCUGUGUCCGCUUCAUUGUUUAACCCAAGAGGAACAAGGACAAGGAUAUCAAAGAUCCAAGACAAACAAGAAGAUGAAGACAGUGAGCUUCAUAUUCCAGUCAUGAGGGAGGAAGUCAUAGCUGCAUUGUCUCCGCAACACAAUCGGAUCUUUGUAGAUAUGACCUUUGGAGCAGGUGGCCACACGAGGGCGCUUCUUAAGCAAGGCGUUGAUACACAGGUGUAUGGACUGGAUCGAGACCCGGUUGCGUUUGAUCUUGCUCAAAGAAUGGCUGAGAAGUUCAAAGGGAGACUUCACCCUCUUCUAGGUCGUUUCAGCGAGUUGGAAACACUCCUUCAAGAUGAGGGUCUUGGCCCCAACUCAGUUGAUGGGAUUCUUAUAGAUGCUGGUUGUUCAUCUGUUCAGUUUGAUACUCCAGAGAGAGGCUUUGCACUCAGCAAAGACGGACCAUUGGACAUGAGAAUGGACCAAGACAGGUAUCCGAACCAGCCAACAGCAGCCGACGUUGUAAACUCACUCGAUUCAACGACUCUUGCCAAACUCUUCAAGACCUACGGUGAAGAAUCCCAUGCUAAAAGAAUCGCAACGGCCAUCGUGGAAUACCGCCAGAAGUAUCGUCCGAUCACGACAACGAUGGAACUCGCGACCGUCAUCUCUUGCGCAUUCAGCCACACCGAGUCUCGCAUCAAAAGGGAUAAGAUCGGUCGAUCUGCUCACGUUGCGACAAAGACCUUCCAAGGUUUGAGGAUAUUUGUGAAUAAUGAACUCAAUGAGCUCAGUAGCGGCUUAGAGAUGGCCGGAAAGUUUUUAAGACCUGGUGGGAAACUCGCUAUUCUGUCGUUCCACUCAUUGGAAGAUCGAAUCGUCAAGAGGUUCUUCCAGGGUCGUGAGGUUAAUGAGAAAGGAAGAAGCAUCCAUCAGAAGCGACAAUCAAGUGGAGACAUCUUGAAGAGUUCAAUAACAGACAAUGAUGAGGAGGACGCUAGGCUUUGGGAUCCUCUCAAUCGGAAUAAAGUCAUCUUACCAAGCGAGGAAGAAGUAGAAAGGAAUCCAAGGUCACGAUCGGCUAAACUUAGAGUUGCUGUUAAACUCGGACAAUAGUCUCCAGUUUCAUCACCUGCAUCAAUAGACCUUUAUCAUUCUGCCACCAUCUUGGUCAUGUUCCCUUUAUCCAACGACAGUAAUGGAUGCUGAUAUUCAUUGC